Messenger RNA from Puma concolor (puma), 2745 nucleotides. RefSeq names its product glucosidase alpha, neutral C (gene GANC). The record is from RefSeq and is a predicted model, not a curated record. Gene Ontology annotation, biological process: carbohydrate metabolic process; N-glycan processing. Gene Ontology annotation, molecular function: alpha-1,4-glucosidase activity; carbohydrate binding. Lineage: Eukaryota; Metazoa; Chordata; Mammalia; Carnivora; Felidae.
AUGGAAGCUGCUGGGAAAGAGGAAAUCAGUGUUGAAGAUGAAGCUGUGGAUAAAAACAUUUUCAAAGACUGCAGCAAGAUUGCUUUCUACAGGCGUCAGAAACAGCAGCUCUCCACAAAGUCCACCUAUCAGGCAUUACUAGACUCCGCCACAAAAGGCAAAGACAGCACCAAGUUCCAAAUCCUCAAUGAAGCAACUAAGGUUCCUCUUCUGGCUGAAGUUUAUGGUAUAGAGGGAAAUAUUUUCAGGCUUAAAAUCAAUGAAGAAACUCCCCUGAAACCCAGGUAUGAAGUUCCUGAUGUUGUCACAAGCAAGCCACGCACCGUAAGGCUGAUUUCAUCCUCAGGGGAUGCAGGUAGUCUGGUAUUGGCUGAUGGAAAAGGAGAUCUGAAGUGUCAUAUCACAGCAAACCCAUUUAAGGUAGAUUUAGUGUCUGAAGAAGAGGUUGUGAUGAGCAUAAACUCCCUGGGCCACUUGUACUUUGAGCACCUGCAAGUUCCUCUCAAGAAAAGAGCUACCAAAGAAAAUAAGGAGGACACAUCAGUUGAUGCUUCUCAGGAAAACCAAGAGGAUCUAGGCUUGUGGGAGGAGAAAUUCGGAAAAUUUGUGGAUGUCAAAGUUAAUGGCCCUGCCUCCAUUGGUUUGGAUUUCUCCUUGCACGGAUUUGAGCAUCUUUACGGGAUCCCACAACAUGCAGAAUCACACCAACUUAAAAAUACUGGUGAUGGCGAUGCUUACCGUCUUUAUAAUCUGGAUGUCUAUGGAUAUAAAAUACAUGACAAAAUGGGCAUUUAUGGUUCAGUGCCUUAUCUCCUGGCCCACAAACCAGGCAGGACUCUAGGCAUUUUUUGGCUGAAUGCCUCAGAAACGCUAGUGGAGAUCAAUACAGAGCCUGCAGUAAAGUACACACUGACCCAGAUGGGCCCCGUUGCAGCUAAACAAAAGGUCAGAUCUCGAACUGAUGUGCAUUGGAUGUCAGAGAGUGGAAUCAUUGAUGUUUUUCUGCUGACAGGACCUACACCUUCUGAUGUUUUCAAGCAGUACUCAUACCUUACAGGCACACAAGCCAUGCCCCCUCUCUUCUCUCUGGGGUACCAUCAGUGCCGCUGGAACUAUGAGGAUGAGCAGGAUGUAAAAGCAGUGGAUGCAGGAUUUGAUGAGCAUGACAUUCCUUAUGAUGUCAUGUGGCUGGACAUAGAGCAUACCGAGGGCAAAAGGUACUUCACCUGGGACAAGAAAAGAUUCCCAAAUCCCAAAAGGAUGCAAGAGCUGCUCAGAAACAAAAAACGUAAGCUUGUGGUCAUCAGUGACCCCCACAUCAAGAUUGAUCCUGACUACUCAGUGUAUGCUGAGGCCAAAGAACAGGGCUUCUUUGUGAGGAAUCACGAAGGAGGAGACUUUGAAGGGGUAUGCUGGCCUGGUCUCUCCUCUUACCUGGAUUUCACCAAUCCCAAGGUCAGAGAGUGGUAUUCAAGUCUUUUCACUUUCUCUGCCUAUCAGGGAUCUACUGACAUCCUCUACAUAUGGAACGACAUGAAUGAGCCCUCUGUCUUUAGAGGACCAGAGCUAACCAUGCAGAAGAAUGCCAUUCAUCAUGGCAAUUGGGAGCACAGGGAACUUCACAACAUCUAUGGUUUUUAUCAGCAAAUGGCUACUGCAGAAGGACUGAUACAGCGAUCUAAAGGGAAGGAGAGACCCUUUGUUCUUACACGUUCUUUCUUUGCCGGAUCACAAAAGUAUGGUGCUGUGUGGACAGGCGACAACACGGCAGAAUGGAGCUACCUGAAAAUUUCUAUCCCUAUGUUACUCACCCUCAGCAUUACUGGGAUCCCUUUUUGUGGAGCUGAUGUAGGUGGCUUCAUUGGGAAUCCAGAAGCAGAGCUGCUAGUGCGUUGGUACCAGGCCGGAGCCUACCAGCCCUUCUUCCGGGGCCACGCUACCAUGAACACCAAGCGGCGGGAGCCAUGGCUCUUUGGGGAGGAACACACCCGGCUCAUCCGAGAAGCCAUCAGACAGCGCUACACCCUCCUGCCCUAUUGGUAUUUUCUGUUCUACCGGGCACACGUGGCUGCUGAACCCGUCAUGAGGCCUCUAUGGAUAGAGUUCCCAGAGGAAUUAAACACUUUUGGUGUGGAAGAUGAAUACAUGCUAGGAAGUGCUUUAUUGGUUCAUCCAGUCACAGAACCAAAAGCCACCACAGUCAGUGUGUUUCUGCCAGGAUCAAAUGAGGUCUGGUAUGACUCUAAAACGGGUACUUAUUGGGAAGGAGCAUGUACUGUGAAGAUCCCAGUAACUUUGGACUCUAUACCAGUGUUUCAACGAGGUGGAAGUAUAGUGCCCAUAAAGACAACUAUAGGAAAAUCCACAGGCUACAUGACUGAUUCCCCAUAUGGACUCCGGGUGGCUCUCAGCACUAAGGGUUCUGCUGUGGGUGAACUCUAUCUCGACGAUGGCCAUUCAUUCCAGUACCUCCACCAGAAGCAAUUCUUGCAUAGGAAGUUUUCAUUCUUUUCAGGUGUUUUGACCAACAGUUGUGCUGACAAAAGAGGUCAUCAUCCCAGCAAGUGUGUGGUGGAGCGGGUCUUCGUCCUUGGCCUCAAGAAGCAGCCAUCUUCUGUGACCACCCAUUCAUCUGACGGUAAAGAAGAGCCUGUGGUUUUUACAUAUUGUACCACAAUGUCCACCCUGAGCCUGGAGAAGCUGUCACUGAACAUCGGCGUUGACUGGGAGGUCCACAUCAAAUAA